Messenger RNA from Haliotis rubra (blacklip abalone), 1608 nucleotides. RefSeq names its product A disintegrin and metalloproteinase with thrombospondin motifs 9-like. Gene Ontology annotation, molecular function: metalloendopeptidase activity; zinc ion binding. The transcript is spliced from 4 exons. The record is from RefSeq and is a predicted model, not a curated record. NCBI's taxonomy places the organism in Eukaryota, Metazoa, Mollusca, Gastropoda, Lepetellida, Haliotidae. The coding region runs from base 271 to 1170 and encodes 299 amino acids.
ACUUGGACAUUUAGAGAUUUAAUUUCACAGAGACGGAACCAUGACCUGUUCUAAGGUCCGUGAUUGUUCUUUUUUUCACAGACCAUUUCGCUUUCCACAAACGCCAUUGUGGUUCAUAAUGCACUGCUUGACACUACAAACUCUCUCGCUACGUAGUAAAUACAACCUACGCAUGAUGACUUUGAACAUCUAUCCUGGGAAAAUUCCCACAGGGUACAGUCUCACGACUCCAAGGACAACACUGUCAGGCAUACCUUGGUUUGGAAGGUCAUGAAUUGGGAAACGCGAUGUUUUUGUAUUGUUUUGAUUGUUGUUUUUCAAAACGCAAUUUGUUCCAAAGUGAUCAGUUUCGUGAAAAGGAAUUUUGCUAUUCCACCUGUCUUAGAGCAUCCACAACAUCUACAGAUUCAGCGGGUGUCAAGUCUUCUGGAGUGUGCCCGGUCCUGUUCGGUGACCACACCGUGUCACGAGUUUCAGUUUUCAAGGACCAGUAGCACGUGCAUCACGAGAUCCACGCUUGUUGUCAAUGGCGGCCUGCUCGAUAACGUCACUGGUCUGUUUGACGUGUUUAGUCGGAACCCCAGAGCUCCGACUUCCUGCUCUGCCAUCAAGGCGAGUGACCAUACAGCGUCAGACGGCGAGUACUACAUCUACCCCACCGCCUCCCAGUUCCAGGGUGUGACGGUGAGGGUCUACUGUUUGAUGAAUGAUACGCACCAGCUGGAGUACGUCACCCUGCCUCACAGGAACUUUGGAGAAUUCCCCAACAAGUCCAACCCAACGUGCACCAAAGAAUAUCCGUAUUUACGUGGUAACGGUGUUGGGCAUAACAAAAUAUUCGAUUUCCGGAAAAUCAGAGUUGAUCCAUCCACCAUGACAGUGACGAGAGACGAUUACACAUUCGCAGUGUCUACGGGCAAUAGCGGCAAGUACGGCAAUGCUGCAGACUGUUACACAGAUAAAGCUUCGUGUGGACCUAUUGGAAACUUCCACAUCAACACACUCGGCACCGGGAUGAAGUUUAGUGACAGCCUGACGUGGUGGGCCUCUAAGUUGACAGCAAAGGUAACCCGGCAAGAGAACGGUGCCAUCAUUGACGUGGUGUGUGGGGGCUACUGUGGCUACUGUCGUCCUGAGGUGGACAUGGUGCUGCAUCCACAGGACAACUAGCAUCUUCAUCAUGACGUCAGCGUGAAGGAGAGAAACGGCAGUUUUGUGGUUAGCCCGUGGUUCAAAAUGUAUGCCACCAGUUUCUGAGGUUGUGAUGCCGCUUCUCACUCAACAAACCGACACCAUGCACGCUCUCACUCACUCACCAACCACUACACUCACACACCCGCUCACCUACCCACCCAAUCACUCACCCACCUACCGUUAUAUUCACUAACCACUCAUUCAGCUCAGUUACUCACCAACUCAACCAUAGCUACACUCACACACUCACUCACCCACCGCGUUUUACAAUGGAUGUAUUGGAAACUUACAGGGUAGAAACCGGUUAUCGAAAAGAAAAUCCAAACAAAACCUUUUUCAUUUUGAUUUGAAUCUAUGUGCCUGGUAGUUUGAAUGUGAUAUACUAUUUGCUGUCUUAAAUAAACAGUUCUGUAC